This is a messenger RNA of Scedosporium apiospermum, 576 nucleotides long. RefSeq lists its product as uncharacterized. The transcript is spliced from 3 exons. Bases 1 to 576 code for a protein of 191 amino acids. Gene Ontology annotation, molecular function: electron transfer activity; succinate dehydrogenase activity. The record is from RefSeq and is a predicted model, not a curated record. Lineage: Eukaryota; Fungi; Ascomycota; Sordariomycetes; Microascales; Microascaceae. Gene Ontology annotation, cellular component: membrane. Gene Ontology annotation, biological process: tricarboxylic acid cycle; mitochondrial electron transport, succinate to ubiquinone.
AUGAUUGCUCAAAGGGUGGGACUGUCGGCUCUCCGACGAGGAGCGGCUAUCCGACCCAACGUCUCCUUCACGCAGAACGUGCCCAGGCUCGCCGUUGCGUCUCGCCUCUCCACCUCCACGCCAUCUCGCGCCGCCAUCGUGACCGAGAAGCUCACCCCCGACCAAGAAGAAGCCCUCCUCGUCGCCCAGCGCAAGAUCCGCCCCGUCUCCCCCCACCUCCAAAUCUACCGCCCCGAGCAGACCUGGUUCGGCGCCUCCAUCUGGACCCGUAUCACCGGAAGCGCCCUCGCCGGUGCCCUCUACGGCUACAGCAUCGUCUACCUCGCCUCCCCUCUCCUCGGCUGGCACAUCGAGUCCUCGGCCCUCGUUGAGGCCUUCGCCGGCCUCGGCGUCUUCACCAAGGGUACCCUCAAGUCCAUCAUCGCGUGGCCUUUCGUCUAUCACCUCUUCAACGGCAUCAGGCAUCUUACGUACGAUAUGGCGUGGGGCUUCGCUAAGCCUACUAUUUCGAAGUGGGCGACCAUCUUGACUGCUUCGUCGGUCGUUACGGCUCUUGGCCUCGGAUUCUUGUGGUAA